Molecule: messenger RNA, 621 nt
Organism: Prunus mume (Japanese apricot)
Lineage: Eukaryota; Viridiplantae; Streptophyta; Magnoliopsida; Rosales; Rosaceae
Source: RefSeq, a predicted model, not a curated record
AUGUAUGCAACCAAAAAAAGGAAGAAAGACAUCACGGCGCUAUUCAGCACAAAGCAGAAGGCAUGUGAGAGUCUAAAAGAUUAUCUGAAGCGAUUCACGGAGGAGAUGUCGACUCUAGAGACUUAUAAUUCUCACACUGCGUCACUGGCAUUCCGUAAAGGGGUGACGUCGAGAACAAAAAUGCACAAGUCCUCGGUUAAAACACCACCCCUCGAUAUGAGGGAGGUUCUGGCUCGGGCCGAUGAAAUCAUCAGACUAGAAGAGGAGGAACUUGCUCUGUCAAAGCGCACCACCACAACCAUUUCAGCACCAAAGCACCCGUAUGAGACGAUCCAAGGGCCAAGGACAAAAUUUUCAAGUGGAAAUCUUCGCAACCAAGCUAGGACCAAUUCUCCUCCAACCAAACUUACUGUCAGUCUGGCUAAGCUUUUCCACGAAAACAAGGACAAAGGGAUUUUCCGAACGCCUCUGACAUUACGGGAACCGCUAGAAAAACGAGACCGAAGGAAGACUUGUGCUCACCAUAAUGACUUUGGCCACACUACCAACGACUGUCGGAAUCUCAAAUACCAAGUUGAAGCAAUGCUGAAAAAAGGGAUGGUUUCGCAAUAUCGAGCCUAA